AUGAACAGUGAUCGGAAUCCCACCCAGGUCAUCGGCCUUCCCUCCUCCUCUCUCACCGACCCUACAGCCGGCCUCUCCAAGAUCAAGGCCACGGCUCUGUUGCUCAAACAAAAAGUCGCCGGUAUAAGCACCAAACCUCAAAAGCUGCCCAACAAGAUCUCCCAACCCUGGUCUCUCUCCUCCCGUGCCGCGUCCUUCCCUCCCUCAGCUUCGCCUUCGCCCUCGAAUGGGCAGCUCUCGAAAUUUUCAACGGCACACGGAGGGGGGAGAGCGAGAGGGUCGAGUAUGUCCAGCGGAGGAGGAGGGGCAGCGAAUAUCAAGGCAAUGAUCGCCGCUCGAGAGGAUCCGGCCCUGAGUUGUAACAAGAUGGCCCCGACAGGGACACAGCCUGCACCUGCACCGCAGAAGCGGGAUGCUGUCAGGGAAGGGAUGACCAAAGUUCUAUUAUCCCCUUCGUCUCAGUCUCAGACUCAAUCUUUGUCGCAGCCUCAUACAAAUGUACCCACAGCGACAGCACCGACCGACCUAUCACUGCCACAGGAUCAGAAAGUGCCAAUCGAAAAGCUGCCUUCACAAACCCCUACCACAACCAGUACCAAUAGCAACAGCAACAAUAACAGCAGCAGCAGCAAUGACAACAACGACAGUAAUGGCAGUAGCAGUAGUGCAGAUUUAGGGAAACGCUCGACGAGGCGGAGGAAGGGUGGCGAGACGCUGGUGCCGAGUCAGUUUGCGGCGACUACUUCGACCUCGAGUGGUGCUUCGUCUGAUAUGCCGCUCUUCAUGAAGGCGUUCCAGCAGGACCAACCUAAUGCCUUGAGCAUCACUACUUCCACAACCCUUCCUUAUACCAAUAUCGAUACCGAUCCCAAUACCACAAAGACCACCGAGGAUGCGGAUGCCGUGAAGAACAAGAAUACCACCCAAGAUACCCCGCGAUGCGAUAGCAUCCGCUCUCCCAGGAGCGAGAGUACGAGCAAUCGGUCGAUCAGUAGUGGUCUUGCGGAUGCUUUGCCUGUGGAACAACAGCAGCCACGACUGUCGCCAAAUAGAUCUGGAGCUUCUUCUCCUACUAGCAUGGUCUCCCCGCACGCACAUUCGGAUACGAUGGAGAUCAAGCCUAAGACCCCACCAUCGUCUAUUUCAUCGAUUCCAACAUCAACAUCAACAUUAACACCAACACCGACGACGCCAAAGACGCCCUCCGCUGCGACAAGAGCCCUGAUGUCGGUCUUUGACCAGCCCCGUCCUAUAAUGUCCCCUCGUCGUCACACGACUUCGAGCGGCUCUUCGUCUUCGUCCUUGUUUUCGUCGCGCCAUGGGUCGCCCCCACCUCUACCAUCGAUUUCUCAGCAGCAGCAUAUGAGUAUUGUAAACCCGGCGUUGAGACAAUUGCAAACACCCCAGAUCCCGACGAACCUGGUCCAGGCGCGGAUUAUGCAGCAAGAGGAGCAGAAGCGAAGGGACGAGGAGUUGGCUAAGAUCCCGAUUACAGCGAACUUGCGGACGGUGAAGAAGAUCCAGGCAGUGCUCGUGGAUGAGGAGGAAGAGGAAGGCGGUAGUGUGGGACGGGGAGGGGAAGGAGAAGGGGAUGAGAAUUCGAGGUCGGGUUCGGUCUCGGGUUCUUCGUCGGCUUCAUCGUCGUUAAGUGCGCGGACGACACGUCCAAGGUCGAAGACGGCGACGUCGAAUACAGUAAUGGUCUCGAUGUUGGUCGGGGGUAAGCAGCGCGGGGAUCGGAAGCAUGUGGAGCCCGUGGCGAUCCCAAAGAAGCUGGCGGAGCAGGUGGAGAAUAUCUUGGGGCGGAAACUUGCAGGCAAGGGAUGCGUCCUUGACGAACGCGAGAAGGAGCGCGAGGAAGAAGAAGCUCGCAAGGUUGCCGAACCUUUGCCUCCAAUCGUCCGCGGCCAGCCCCGGAAACGGGCGCUCACAUCUGCACACAUCCGUAACCUCGUCUCCUCCUGGGACCACAAAGUCGAAGAGGCCAAGGAAAUCACUUCAGAAGCCGAACAGAUCCGUCAGUUCCUGGAAGAACGCAGCACUGCACACGCGGAGCUGCCCAAAUUCUCGAAGGUGCCCCUUUCAGGAAGCGAGCUGCUUAAGCCAUUGCCGUCACUCCCAGCGCCCCCGCUUACGAUGCCGACGUUGUCGAGUAGUAAAGGCGAGGGGCAGAAGAAGGCGGGUGGGCAUAGACAUGCGAAGGCGGCGAGUAGUAGUGGCGCGGCGGUGUAUAUGUCGAGUCGGAACGCGCGCUCGGCCUCGGGGUUGGUUUCACCAACGUGGAAGAAGGGCGAAAAGAAGAUGGAAGAGGAGAUGGCGAUGACGGAGACGGAUACACCUGUCCCAGUCGUGGGUCGGGAUUUGGCAGAGUCCGUCAAGCAGUCUACUGUCUCGUCCGAGAUGCUGGAGACAAAGAGAAGCGGCCAAGUGCUGGACAACAAGGCCGUGAUGAGUCGACCACGCCGGGCAGGUGUCCGCAAGCCCACUGCUGCGAUCAAGGAAGAAUCAUGA
Gamsiella multidivaricata is the source of this 2511-nucleotide messenger RNA. RefSeq lists its product as uncharacterized. The record is from RefSeq and is a predicted model, not a curated record. Bases 1 to 2511 code for a protein of 836 amino acids. The transcript is spliced from 3 exons. NCBI's taxonomy places the organism in Eukaryota, Fungi, Mortierellomycota, Mortierellomycetes, Mortierellales, Mortierellaceae.